Molecule: messenger RNA, 2286 nt
Organism: Didymella exigua CBS 183.55
Lineage: Eukaryota; Fungi; Ascomycota; Dothideomycetes; Pleosporales; Didymellaceae
Exons: 3
Coding region: 1-2286 (761 amino acids)
Biological process (GO): regulation of DNA-templated transcription
Molecular function (GO): zinc ion binding; DNA-binding transcription factor activity, RNA polymerase II-specific
Source: RefSeq, a predicted model, not a curated record
AUGGGUCGCCGGCCAAAUCAGCUCAUUCUCGAGUACUUUGAGCGCGGGCCCAAGCUCGAAGACGCGAGCAAUCGCUAUCAACACACGUGCAAAUCAUGCGGUGAAAAGUUUCCCAAAGGCCGUAUAGACAGCCUCACGAACCACCUGGUCAAGAAAUGUCCGGCACUACCUCUGCGCGACCGCCAGCGGGCGCUGCUGCAGUUUCACGAGCUGCCUCUCCCCGAGAACAUGCAGACGAUCCAGAAUGCGCCCGGCCCAGUGCACAAUGGUCAGAGGGUCAAUCUCCCGUUUACACCUUCGAAACAACUGUCUGCGCUUGAGACGCUUGCAGAAGUUUCGCGACAGCAUCUGGACCUCUCCGGCAAACGUCCAAUCGACCAGCAACAGCAGCGAGGACCGCCUCUGCAGCAAUUGCAACACAAUACAGGGCAUGGGGAAUUGCUGGACGAAUGGAUACAAGAUGACAGGACUGAAGGAACAGACUUAAGCGGGCUGUCUCAAGCCAUGGAUAUGUCCGGGGCGCCGGCUCUGCCGUCGAUGUAUCAGUUCAAUGGCCCUCUGCACCAUUCGCCUACAAACUCACCCCACAUGAGCCACAUGCCAUUGUCGAGCUCUGGCUCGAUGGCGCAAAUGGUGCCCUCACUGGUUAUGGCGGCUUCCGCGGCUAACGACCUCAUGCCACUCGCCAAUAGCAUGACCAUGGACUCGGACCUCAGUCUUGCCCACAACGGCAUGGGCUUUCAGCGCCCGCAAUGGCCUAAUCUUCAGCCUCACCCUCUAGACCCGCUACUGCAAGACCACAGUAAGGAUCAGCUAUUGCCAAAGGAGGAAAGUCACCAGAAAAUUCCUCAGCCACGGUCGAUUGCAAUCAACCCAAAUACCCAGACGCACUUCACGACCGACUUCAGCAUCCACCAGAAGCCUGCGAAGCCCAAGGUUCGCGGUCGCUUUACCGACACUCGCCGAAAAGAGGUGCAAGAAGUUCGCAAACGAGGCGCCUGCAUUCGAUGCCGAAUGUUGAAGAAACCAUGCUCUGGGGACAACCCCUGCAACACAUGCCAGAACGUUGAAAGCGCGCGAUUAUGGAAGCAGCCUUGCAUCAGAACACGCAUCGCCGAGGAAUUCAAUCUCUAUUCGGCCGGUCUACAUGGCGUACUGGCGUACCAUGCUACCACCGCAGCUAAGGGACAAAUACGCCUGGAUCAGACCCCGGGUCGCAUCGAGGCAUCGCAUUUCCCCACAUCUGGCAUCUUUUCCACUUUCACCCCUUUAAAAUGCCACCAUAGUCAAGCAACUCAAAAUGCUGAUAUCGAUCCUGCAAUCUUCGCUGCAGUCCGUACUCCAGAUCUUGAAAUCAUAGAUCAAGAGGAUGACAUCAGCGGCAAGCUGGAUCUCUAUAUGAAGAAGAUUGGCAAUGACUUUCUCACGUCAGAGGAUUCAGCAUUCAUGAAAACAACACAGCAGACAGCACUGAGGCUAGCCUCAUCGAACCAAGAUGGUCUGUUAGCAAAGGUUAUGGAGCUCUGGCACUACACCCGCAUGCUUACGUCUCGCAACCUGCACUGGCAUAUAUUCUCGAACCCCUCUCUACCACCAACACUCUCGGCACCAACGCUUUCCCCAUCAGAUAUGGAAGACGCCUCCCGCUCUCCCAUCACUGAGCUCGCACACCCCACAUCUUACAACCUCAUCAAAAAGCAAUUGAUGGGUGCUACCGAAAAGCGCGCCGCAUGCGUCGCCCGAGUCGUAAUGAACGAUCUCGAACGCCGGCUCUUACAGCGUCAACAACAGAAUGCAUUCGAAACCUUUCUCGUCGCUGUUAUCCUACUCACCAGCGUGGAGCGCAUGUGCUGGCUCUUCCGGACCUGGGAAGUACCAGCAGCAGCAGAGCCUUUGCACACCGAAUCAGCUUCCAAAGUUGACGAGUUUCUGCCUUCUGCCUUGCAGUCCCCUUCUGAGCUGACGAUGGGCUUUCAAUCUGCCAGACAUCCCAAAUGGCCGCUCGAUAAGCCUGCGGCGUCUUUCUCGCAGCAGGGUGAAAGAUUCAGCGAUAUUCUAAAUAUGUUACUCAAGAUGCGCGGUGUACCACCGAAGCCGAUCCCGCGCAGCACGGAUGGGAUGUUGGUUAUGUGGGGUGACGAUGUGGAUGAGACGAUCCGGGAGUGGUACGAGGGUAUUGCUGUUACGACGCAGACGCUCGAAGAGCGAGCCAAUGCAAAGUUCGUGGGCAACAAUCCUGCGGAGUGGGAGUUGAAGUUUGUUGGCAAGAUCAUCCGGGGCGAUUAG